Protopterus annectens (West African lungfish) is the source of this 8129-nucleotide messenger RNA. RefSeq names its product protein tyrosine phosphatase receptor type Z1 (gene PTPRZ1). The transcript has 31 exons. Lineage: Eukaryota; Metazoa; Chordata; Ceratodontiformes; Protopteridae. Bases 343 to 7035 code for a protein of 2230 amino acids. Gene Ontology annotation, biological process: peptidyl-tyrosine dephosphorylation. The record is from RefSeq and is a predicted model, not a curated record. Gene Ontology annotation, molecular function: protein tyrosine phosphatase activity; protein binding.
AGCUGGGGGCGGGGGUGUCGGAUAAGGCGCUUUAUUUCCAUUCAUAUAGGAUAUACUGUAGUGGGCUCAUCGCUCCAGACCCAACCACUAGCACAGGGACAGAGACCCCGGGUGGUCUCCCGGGCUGGAAAGACUUAAAAAGAACCAGAGGGGCACGACUUUUGGAUAGGAAACUAAUAAAAAUGUGCAACAUUUAGCAGCUUAGGUGAACCUGGACUGACGGAAUUCAUUGCGCUACAGUAGCCUAGUAUCUGGCUGCCUGUGGCCACCAAGUACCUAUACCCGUUGUGAAAGCUUUGGAUUCUGCUGAACAAAGACUGAAAGAGAAAAUACCGGGCAAAUAUGUCAGUACCGGUUUGUUUGCUUUGCUUUUCUCAUCUCGUCUUCAUCUGUCUCCUGGUGGAUGUCUCAGAAGGAUAUUUUCGAUCUCAUCGUAACUUUAAGGAAGCCGACUGGUCCUAUACAGGAACUUUGCAUCAAAAAAACUGGGAAAGAAAGUAUCCAGCUUGUAGUGGUGGAAAGCAAUCACCCAUAAAUAUUGAUGGGGACCUUACACAAGUAAAUCUGAAUUUCAGGGACCUGACAUUUGAAGGCUGGGAAAAAGAAACAUCAGAAAGUACAAUGAUUCACAAUAAUGGCAAAACAGUGGAUAUUAAUUUGGAAGAUGAAUUGUAUCUGAUCGGAGGUGGACUUACAUCAAGGUAUAAAGUUGGCAAGAUAAUAUUCCACUGGGGAAGAUGCAAUGCUUCUUUGGAUGGAUCAGAGCAUAGUCUAGAUGGGCAGAAAUUCCCUCUGGAGAUGCAGAUCUACUGCUUUGAUGAAGAUCGUUUCAAAACUGUCGAUGAAGCUAUGAAAGGUCAUGGGAAAAUGAAAGCCUUAUCUGUUUUGUUUGAGGUUGGUCCAACAGAUAAUAUUGCUUAUCAGUCUAUCAUCGAUGGUGUGAACAGUGUCAGUCGCUUUGGGAAACAAUCUGUUUUGCAGCCAUUUGUCUUGCUGAGUCUACUGCCAAACUCCACAGACAGGUAUUACAUAUACAACGGCUCAUUGACAAUGCCACCGUGCACAGAAAUGGUGGAAUGGAUUGUAUUUAAAGACACUGUCUCUAUCUCAUUAACACAGCUGGAAACAUUUUGUGAAGUCCUUACAAUGCAGCAGUCUGGUUAUGUCAUGUUGAUGGAUUAUUUACAGAACAAUUUCAGAGAGGAACAAUAUCAGUUCUCGGGACAGGUUUAUUCAUCAUACACAGGAGAAGAAGUUCAUGAGCAAGUUUGCAGCUCAGAGCCAGAAAAUGUCCAAGCAGAUGCAAAGAAUUACACCACCAUUCUUGUGCUCUGGGAAAGACCUCGUGUUGUAUACGAUGCAAUCAUUGACAGCUAUGCAGUCUCUUAUCAACAGUUAGUGGGAUAUGACCAAACAUUGCAUCAGUACCUAACAGAUGGUGACCAAGAUACGGGAGCUCUGUUGUCAAAUUUAUUGCCAAAUACCAGCUACAUCAUUCAAGUGAGUGCAAUAUGUACCAAUGGUCUUUCUGGCCGCAAGAGUGACAGAGUGAUUGUUGAUAUGCCUUUGGAUGAUCCAGAGAUUAUCCUUUUUCCAGAAUAUAAUGAAAUGGAUGACCUCUCAGGUGACUUCACGGUAGUCGAAGAUGUGAUUAUGAAAACUACUGGAAAAGAUAAAACAGUCACGGGAACUGAAACAAACAGCCCAACACCGGCAACUGUGUCAAACAACAUGAAUGAAAUCAUUGGAAACCUUUCUAAGGAAGAUCAGUCUAAGAUUAAUUCAAAUAGUCUUAUUAACUCUGUUUUUUCUACCACUUCAUCAGCUUCACUGAUAAAUGAUAAAAACUUGUCACUUAUGGAUUCCAAGACAGGAUCUCCAUAUCUUGAUUUGUUACAGUCAACAACUGAUUCAGCUAUUGACACAUACUUUGAAAAUGAUUCAAAAUCUCACCAAAAGGAAUUGCAUAUCACAGAUGGUAGUGGUUCAUCUGAAGAAUCAUUCCUGACAUCACCAACUGACAUACCUAAAGAUGCAUACGUACACAGUUCAGGCUCUCCUGUAUCACAUGUUGGACAGAUCUUUCCGGAAGACUUGUCACAGACAGGAAGCUCAUUGGAUGAGUUUUCUGGUACAGGUAUCCUCAAUGCUACCAUAUCAGCUUUAAAUAUGACACAUCUUUCCAAUCAUGAUUCAGCUGCCUCCAGUGCUGAACUCGUUAAAAGUACACCUUCACAUGCUGACGUUACUGAGCACAUGGCAACGGCUUCUGCAAAAACUUAUAUUAACUUAGAUGGCAAAGAAUUGCUGCAAAGAAGACCUACUAAUUCCACCAGCAACAAAGACUCAAGGCCAUCUACAGCGUCUUACAACAGUGGUGAGACAGUGUUACAAGGUACUUUACUUAAUGAACUAGAAAUGCCUUAUAAUGCCUCUUCUUUUUCAACCUCUGAGGUAUUGCUUCAUUCUCCUUCUUCAAGCUUUAUGCAGACUUUCCAACAUAAUUCCGUUUCUUCUGUAAGUGAAGUCCUUUUGCAGACAACUCAAUGGCUAUUUAAUGGUGAGCUAUCUCUUCCGUCUUCCUUCAGUACUGAUGUUCUUCCCUUUGUCACCUCUCCAUUGUCUGACCAUGUAUUGUUGCCUAAAACUGUCCCUGCCUCCUCAGAUAUUGACUUUAUCCUGCAUGCAACAGUUGUAUCACCCAGUGCUGAAGUGUCCUAUCAGUCAACCCUGUCCUCCUCUACAGAUGUACCUUUGCUUAAAAUACCCCCUACCUCUACCAGUAGUGACCCGUCUCUUCAUAUGUACACUCCUUCUGAAACUCAAGCAGUGCUGGAGGUUACAACACUUCCAACUAGUGCUAAGGUAUUGGACUAUGAUAAUUCAUUGAUUCAGUCAAUCCCUAAUUUGCCUGUUGACGUGAUGCCCCAUCAAACUACCUCAUCUGCUUCUGAGACUUCUAUUCAAGGUGAAGGGUCUAACUCACCUAGUGAAAAUCUGAUAUGGAUAAAUGAUACUUCAGACAACAAUGACCUGAUGAAGCGUGCAACACCUGUUUUGUCCAGCUCUUGUUAUACCUCCCCUAGACACACUGAUGUCCAUCAGACCACGACCACCUUUGACUUUGCAUUAUUUAGGCCUUUUUCUGGUGAUGAUUUUCUUGAAGCUUCUUCCUCUAUGCCUGAUGCUGCUAUACUAAGUUCUGAACUGCCUUUUGUGCCCAACAUGGGCACCCUGCUUCAGUCUUCAUCAUCAGCUUCUACUAAGGUUAAGUUGUCUGACAUUACUCGUACAUUUGAUAAUAAACAUUUGUUUUCAGAUACUGAUGCACUAAUGGAAAAUAGCGUGAUGUUUUUAGGUACAACAUCUCUUUCAACAGAUACCUUAAGUUAUACCAUGUUAAGUAAUAUGGAUGAGACAGUUCAGCUCACCCAUAUUCCUUCUAGGGAAAAUACUGUAUCACAUGUUGAAUCUACUUCUCCUAAAAGCAGAGUAGUUAUACCUAAUAUUGUCAAUUAUGGAAGUAUGGGGACAAUGGGAGUUUCUUUUAGUGCUUCCAGCAAAGACACAUUAGUACAUGAUUCAUCUUUGUUUGUACAAGAGACUUUGCUUCCCCUUUCCCAUGAAAAAUCACUGCCACGAUCUUUCAUGCUAUUCUCUACCAAAAUGCCAUCACAUGAUGAUGAUGAAGAUGAAUUUUCUGGGGAUAAGUUUGAAGCUCGGCCUUUGCAUGUUUCAGCUAUAGAUUUUAACAGAUUGCUUCCAACACCUACCCUUGAAACUGCAUCUGUAAAUGUAACUGCUAAGACUGAUAAUGUCCAAACAUUGCCUUCUACAAUACAAGGGACUCUUUUUGCUUCGGGAACUGAAACAGACUUGCAUUCUGUUCCUCAGACAUAUGAUUCUUUACCUGUGUCAUCCCUAAAUUUGCAAAGUAUUACAAUGUACAAUGAAGCUAAAAGACUGCCUGAGGACAAAGAAUUUCAUUUGCAGCCUACUUUAGCAACUAACAACCUUUUGCUGCAGAUAAUGACAGAAGUAUCCAAAGAUGAAGACAAAACAACUUUUUCAUCAUCCUUAAAUGUUGAUAACGCAUACACCUUGCAUACUGAUAAGCAUGUUGUUCCUCUACAAAGCUCAGUGAUUUCUCAUUCCAGUGAUACAACCCUUCCAGUCAGAUUUCCCACUGGUGAUGGUUUGCAUCAGGUUUCUUAUUCUUCUCAGAAUAAAAAUAUCUUGCUGCAACCAACCUACUUGAAAGCUGUUUCUCCCAGCAGUGAGGACCCUGUUACGUUAGUCCAGUUACUACUUCCCUCAAAAUCAUCUGUUACAUCUUUAAGUGCCAGUUAUGGUACCAGUUUUCGGACAUAUAUAGCUAAAGAUGAUUUUCCUGUAACAAAGGGUGUAUCGUCAACAGCAUACCUGAAUUCAGAAGACAGAUCAGUAGAUCAUCAAAGUACAAGGUCACUAAAUACUGUAAUGAACCAAAGUAGUGCAUUGGAAAGGGUAAGUUUGGAACAAUAUUCAUUUUCUCAGGCACAGAACCUUCCAGCUACUACACCUGUAAGUCAGAUCACCAUUAAUCAUACCUUAUUUAAUACCACCGCAACAUUAUUAAAUGUAGAACCAAAGAUGCACGAAUUUGCACAGAAAACUCAAAUGCAUUUUACUGAUGUCACAGUGAAGAACAAAACAGAGGCAGAAACAUUGCCCAUUUUCCCAGAAGAAGAGAGUGGCUCUGGUCAAAGUCCAUCAGAUAGCCUAAGCGAUAAUGACACCUCAACAGACUUCAUUCUUGAUGACACAUAUAGAGAAUCAGAAGGUAAUGAUGGAGCAGGUAAAGCAGAAAUAGUUCCUGGAACAUCACAUGCACCAGAAUCAUCUCUAACUAAUGAUCUUUCUGCAACUAUAUUCAACGUUUCUGAGGCAGAGGCCAGCAACAGCAGUCAUGAGUCUCGCAUUGGUCUAGCAGAGGGUCUAGAAUCAGAGAGGAAAACUAUUAUCCCACUGGUCAUUGUAUCUGCUAUGACUUUUCUGUGUCUGGUGGUGCUUAUUGCAAUCCUUAUAUACUGGAGGAAAUGUUUCCAGACAGCCCAUUUCUAUGUGGAUGAGAGUACAUCCCCAAGAGUGAUUUCUACUGAACCAGAACCGCUCCUUCAAGAAACAGAUGCUCUAGAAACAAUUCCGUUACAAGAGUUUCCAAAAGUUGUUGCAGAUCUCCAUGCAAGAAAUGGGUUUACUAAAGAAUUUGAGACGCUGAAAGAGUUUUAUGAGGACGUCCAGAGCUGCACAGUUGACAUGGGUAUUACAAGUGACAGUUCAAACCAUCCAGACAACAAGAAUAAAAAUCGCUACAUUAACAUUGUUGCUUAUGAUCACAGCAGAGUGAAACUUUCACAGCUUGCAGACAAAGAUGGGAAAAUAACUGAUUAUAUCAAUGCGAACUAUGUUGAUGGCUAUAAAAGGCCAAAAGCAUACAUUGCAGCUCAAGGACCUUUGAAAUCAACUGCAGAAGAUUUCUGGAGAAUGAUCUGGGAAAAUAACGUUGAAGUGAUUGUAAUGAUAACUAACCUAAUUGAAAAAGGAAGGAGAAAGUGUGACCAAUAUUGGCCAUCUGAAAGCAGUGAAGAAUAUGGGACAUUUUUAAUAACACUGAAGAGUUCAAAAGUACAAGCUUAUUACACAGUGCGACAUUUCACAGUUAGGAAUAUCAGAAUCAAGAAGGGAUCACAAAAAGGAAGACAAAGUGAGCGCACUGUCAGCCAAUAUCACUAUACUCAGUGGCCCGACAUGGGUGUUCCAGAAUAUACUCUCCCAGUUCUAACAUUUGUGAGAAAAUCAUCCUCAGCUAAAAGCAGUGAUUCAAGCCCUGUAGUCGUACAUUGCAGUGCUGGAGUUGGAAGAACAGGAACCUACAUUGUACUGGAGAGUAUGCUACAACAAAUAGAAGAUGAAAAUACUGUGAAUGUACUUGGAUUUUUAAAGCACAUACGUACCCAAAGAAACUAUUUGGUGCAGACUGAGGAGCAGUAUAUCUUUAUUCAUGACGCACUGGCUGAGGCAAUAGUCAGUAAGGAUACAGAAGUAUCUGCAAGUCACAUACAUGCUUAUGUUAAUGCUCUGUUAACUCCUGGUCCAUCGGGGAAUACAAGGCUGGAGGAACAGUUCAAGCUGCUAAACCAGUCCAGUGUCAAACAGAGUGACUAUUCAGCUGCAUUUAAACCUUGCAACAAAGACAAGAACAGAAGCAUGUCGAUUAUUCCUGUGGAACGAACUAGAGUUUGUAUUUCAUCAACAUCUCUGACUCAGGGUGAAGACUAUAUCAAUGCUUCAUAUGUUAUGGGAUAUCAUCAAAGUAACAAAUAUAUAAUUACCCAGCAUCCGCUACCACAUACCACAAAGGAUUUUUGGAGAAUGAUUUGGGAUCACAACGUACAAACAGUAGCCAUGUUAUCAGAUCUGCAGAAUUUGGAUGAAGAUAAAUGUAUUUACUGGCCUAACAAAGAUGAACAAAUGAACUGCGAUACCUUUACCAUUUCUAUGAGUGGGGAAAGUAAUAUAUGUCUUUCAAAUGAAGAAAAGAUUGUUAUUAAAGAUUUUAUUUUAGAAGCAACACAGGAUGACUAUGUCCUGGAAGUGAAACACUAUCAGUGUCCAAAGUGGCCGAACCCAGACAGCCCAAUCAGUAAAGUGUUUGAGCUUCUCACCAUGAUCAAGGAAGAAACGGCUCCUAGAGACGGACCACUGGUCGUACAUGAUGAAAACGGUGGUGUGACAGCAGGAACAUUUUGUGCUUUGACAACCCUUGCACAACAACUAGAAAAUGAAAAUUCUGUGGAUGUAUAUCAAGUGACCAAAAUGAUCAAUUUAAUGAGACCAGGGGUCUUCACAGAUAUUGACCAAUAUCAGUUCCUCUACAAAGCGAUUCUCAGCCUUGUCAACAAAAAAGAUGAUGAGAAUUCCAUAGCUGCAACAAGCAACAAUAUAUUUCUGCCAGAUGACAAUAAGAAAGAAAGCUUAGAAACUUUAGUUUAAUCUGAAGAAGCAUUCUGGCCUGGACUCAGUAUUCCCAUUUCUUUUUAUAUAAAUUAUGGUGGGACUCUUUUGAGAACUUAUGUCCCUCUGGAGCAUUCCUUCAUGGUGUUCUUCAUUUUUCUGCUCAACUUACAUUCUUGACAAUGUGUGCCUUUUCAAGAAAACAUUUUUCUCUGCAUACAUGUCAAUUGCAUUUACUUCAAUUCUCCAUUUUUAUAAUGGAACAUGUAGUUGAAUUCUCAUUCAGUAUUAAUAUAUGUUCUUCACUUCCAGGUUAUAUAGCUAAGGAGAUGUAUUUUAAGGGCUUCAAUGUAGUGUUUCAUUUUUAUGAUUGUUUCAUAAUAAACUGGACUUAAGUCUGAUAAUUUCUAGUAGCUAAAACGAACUGUUUAAAUAGUAAACUGUACUGUGUAUAAAAUGUCAUUUUCAUACUGAUAAACAUUUCAAAGAAAGAUUGCAGCGGCCACUUUGGUCAGUAAUAUGCUAACGUUAAUGUAAAUACUCUGCCAUUAGGGACCAAGACCAUGAACCAAAUUUCUAUUUAUAACUGUAGAUUAUAUUUUACUACAAAGCUUGUUUUUAGACAUUUGGACAAGUCUUAACUGUAUUGCUAAGAUAAUUUAAUUUAUACUUAAUUCUUUAAUGUUUGUUAGUCUGUAAUUUGCUUUCCUGUUGUAUGACUGGUUACAGUAAGUAAUUUUAAUAGUCUGCUAAUGAAAAAAAGAGCUGACAAUGGUCCUGUACAAUAUUGGGAAAUACAAAUAAUUUUUACAUCAAUUAACACUAAAAUAGGCAGUUUUACAAAGUUCUCACAAAAAGUGAAACAGUGCUUCUUCCCCCUGUUUUUUACACAAUCAGUAAAACAUUUUAGAAUACUUUGUAUGGUUAAAGAUGUGAAACAUGAAGUAAACAAAAUGAAUAAUAAGUUGUAAUUAUGAUGCUGCCUACUACUUUUUAGAAACUAUUUUGGUAUGUGCAGUGCAUCUGGCCAUUUUUAAUAAAAUCUUGCUUUUUGUUUUGUAAAAUUGUCUGCUGGCAGUCAUAUGCCUACAAGGGCAUUUGCAUGUUAUUGAAUAAAAUACUGAUUAAUUGUA